CCAACAUUUUCAUAGUUUAGUUACGACUCCGACAACGACCCGACGCGUCCCGCCGCCGGCGAAUCCAUCCCGAUUUCUCGACGAAUCCAGUUUCUAAUAACCUUCGUCAAGUUCUCGAUCGAUCGUUCGAUUUGUACUAUUGUGUGUUUGUGAUCAUCUAAAGUGCUUUGUGUAUCUAUAUUUGGAUUACUUUCAUCUGAUUUAGUUGGUGUAGGAGUUCGUGAGGUACAAGGAGGCUGUUGUUUCCGGCAGUAAUGACCCGCAGUUAGCACGAUGGGGGUGUCUGACGAUUUAGCCCCGAGCUUCACACAGAAGCCGCAGCUGCGACAGGAAGAUGACGGCAACAAGCUCAUCUUCGAGUGCCAGCUUCUGGCUUCCCCAAAGCCGGAGAUCAGCUGGUACCGCAGCGAUGAGCUCCUCAAAGAAGACAACAGAACUGCGUUUAAGAUCCAAAGUAUCGCGAACAACAAGUUCUUGGUGGUGCUGGAACUUGACGACGUGAUCGAGACGGACGCGGGGCUGUACAAGGUCAAAGCUAAGAACAAGAUGGGCGAGGUGGCCGCCUCCAUCAAUCUUAACUUUAGCCCCGCUGACGAGGAGAAACAGAAACAAGUGGACGGCAAAGCGCCGACGUUCGCGCGCAAGCCGGCCAUAAGGCAGGAGGACGACGGCAAGCGACUCAUCUUCGAGUGCCGCAUUGAGGCUACGCCCGUGCCCAGCGUCGUCUGGUUCCACAACACGACUGAAGUCAAACCCGGAUCCAGACAUAAAUUAACAGUAAGCAAAGAUGGAAAGUCGUACUACGCCUCGUUGGAAAUCAACAACGUGACAGUAGAGGACGCAGGCAAAUACCGGGUGACAGCCAAGAACGAGCUCGGAGAGAGCAAUGCAACAAUCAGCUUGAACUUCGACAGCGACGAAGCCCCCGUGCCUGAAGACUCAAUCAAACCUACAUUUACGGAGAGGCCCGUCAUCAGGCAAUCGGAGGAUGGUACCAAAAUCACUUUCGAAUGUCGAUGCGUUGGCAAACCGAAACCAACCGUCACAUGGUACCACGGUAAAAAGAUAGUAAAAGAAAGUAAUAGAUACAAAAUAACGCUCGAGGAGGAUCAAACUUUAUAUUAUAUGGCGCGACUAGAAAUCAUAGGCGUGGAAAAUUCUGAUAAGGGAGAGUAUAGAGCUGUAGCAAAAAACAAAUACGGAGAAGGCGUAGCGAAAAUCAAUUUAAAUUUUGAAGGUGGAGAUAAACCAAAAAUUCCUGCUGGUAAAGCACCAAGGUUUCCUAAAAAGCCAACUAUUAGACAAGAUGGUGACUUACUAAUUAUGGAAUGUAUACUUGAAGCACAUCCAAUGCCAGAUAUCACAUGGUUCCAUGGAGAUACAGAAAUUAAAGAUGGUGCAAAAAUGAAAAUGUCUAGAAAAGCAAUUGGAAAAGAUACUUUUAAUUUAACACUAGAAAUCUUAAAUCCGACCAGAGAAGAUGGCGGAAAUUAUCGAUGUAACGCCUUUAACGUAUUUGGUGAAAGCAAUGCCAACAUUGCUCUCAAUUUUCAAGGUGGGGACGAUGAAAAUGGCUUUGCUCCAUCAUUCAUCGAGAAACCAAGAAUAAUCCCUAACGAGGAUGGUACGUUAAUAACAAUGAGGUGUGUCUGCAAAGCAAAGCCGGCGGCAGAAGUAACGUGGUAUAGAGGCACAACGGUUAUCAAGGCUAGCAGUAAAAUUCAAAUUAAGUCGACCGUAAUUGGCGAAGACGUUUAUGAACUGGUAUUGCUCUUAUCAAACCCUACUGCGGCGGAUGGUGGCGCUUACCGCUGUUAUGUAAGAAAUGAAUUUGGCGAGAGCAAUGCUAAUCUAAACUUAAAUAUUGAGGCUGAACCAGAACCCGAAGGUGAAGGGCCAUCGUUUGUUGAAAAGCCCACUAUUCAGUCUAAAGACAACGGGAAAUUGGUAAUUAUGGGUUGUAAAGUGAAAGCUAGCCCGAGACCGACAAUUGUGUGGUAUCACGAAGGCAGAGAAAUUAGGGACUCGUCAAAAAUUAAAACCAGGGUCGAAGUCAAAGAAGAUAUUUAUACAAUUAUUUUGGAACUCAUUGACCCUGGUAUUGAUGACUCCGGAUUGUAUAAAUGCAACAUCAAAAAUGAACUUGGAGAGCUCAAUGCCAAUCUUACGCUCAAUAUUGAAAUCAUUCCAGUUAUCAAAGAGAGACCAAAGAUCAUUAAAAUAGUUAAAAAGAAGACUGUGAUCGUUGAAUGUAAAGUAUUAAGUAAAUUUGCACCUUCUUGUACGUGGUUUAAGGAAGCUAGUGCAGUCAAAGAGGAUUCCAGGCAUACCGUAUUGAUUGAACCACUUAGAGAAGGCGAAUUUACAGUUAAAUUAGAAAUUUCAAAUAUUUCUCAACAAGACAAAGGCUCUUACAAACUUGUUGCUAGAAACGAGAAGGGCGAAGCUACAUCUCAACAAGUUGAGAUCACUGAUAUUCCGGAGGAAAAGGGCGAUAAGCCGUAUAUCAUUAAACAUCUUAGAAGUCUUGCAAGGAAAGAAAAUGAAGAAGCCGAAUUUCUAGCAGUUCUCAAGACAUCAGACCAAUCCUGCAGAUGUACUUGGUAUAAGAAUUCUACAGUUAUCAGAGAUUCAUCUGAGGUCAACACUUCCUUCGACGGCACAAACGCACGGCUGAUCAUCAGAAAGGUGUCAACAAAGUACGUCGCAAAUUACAGAGUUGUAAUAAGAAACGAAUUCGGCGAGGACGAAUCCAGUGCCGAUCUAACUCUUGUGGAAGAAAAGAAAAAGAAAAAGGAAGAGGAGGAGGAAGAAACAACCGUAAUCGAAGAAUCUGAAGAGGAAAUGUCUAUAGUGGAAGAAAAAUCGGUUAUUGAACAAAAUCAUGUCGACGAAAGAAAAGAGGAACAGAUUCAAAAGCAAGAAGAAGAAAUGCAAAUUACUCAAGAAAAGAAAUCCUCUGCAAAGAAAGUAACAAAGAAAGAAGAAACAAAAGUGGAAGAAAGCAGACAAGAAAUGAAGAUUGAAUCCAAAAAAACCGAAGCUCAAGUAGAAGUUAAGAAAAACGAGGCGAAAAAAGCUGAAGCUGAGGUUGCAGAAACCAGAAAAGUUUUGGAAAAGAAGACCGCAAAAACUGAAGAGGAAAAGAAAGCUCUUUUAGAAAAAAUUGAAGAAAGAAAGAAAAAACCAGAACCUGAACCUGAAGCCAAAAUCGAAGGUAUUCCAAAAUUAAAGCCGGUGAAGCCUAAAGAAGAAGAAACUAAAGCUGCCGAAGAAAAGAAGGAGACAACCAAAAAAGUCGGAGAGAAAAAGAAAGUCGUCAAAAAGAAGGUUGUUUCUAAAAAAGAGGCCGAUGAUGAAUUCGAGUUCGAGGAUGAUUACGAGCGUCCUGUUUUGGAGAAAUACGAAAAAAUAACACCAACACCACUGUAUAAAAAACCUAAAAAAGAUGACAUUCCUAAGGGUAAACGGGCGUCAAUGUCUGAAGGCAUUGAAAUUGAAGAAGUUGAAAGUGAAGAAGAACCAUCAUCAGCUGGACCUGUACCCGAUAAGAAACAAAAAACUGAAAACAAAGAAAAGGUUGAAGAUGAAACGAAACGACCUAGCAUUAAAAAGGGUAUUCCUAAACCUGAAGAGCCUGUGGAUGAACUAUCCAAAGUCAAGUUAUCCAAAGGUCCAACAAAACCCGACCAAGUAGAACCAGAAGAGUCGCAAGUUGCUCAGGUCAAAAAGUUGGCUAAAAAGCCUGAAGAAGAAAAAGAGUACGUCGAUGAUUAUGAAAAGCCAGAUUUAGAGAAAUACGAUAAAAUAUCUCCAACAAGUAUAGACAAAACUAAAAAACAAAACGGAGUAAAAGAGGACGAAAUGAUUGUCGACGAUUACGAGAAACCGGAAUUGGAAAAAUAUGAAAAAAUUACUCCUACGCCAAAAGGCAAAAGGGGCUCUAAAGAAAUUCAGGAUGACGUGGAUAUAAUGAAAGGUAAAAUUAAACCCAAAGAUAAUGAGGAGGAACCACAAAUGCCAACACUACGUAAACGUUCUGUACCUAAAGAUAAGGACGAAGAUAAGAAACCCGAAGAAAAACCAAAGAAAAAAACUGUGAAAAAAGUUGAACCGGGUACUAAAAAACGAUCAUCGAUCAAAGAAAAGGAGGACGAAUUUGAAUUCGAAGAUGAUUACGAGCGUCCAGUAUUGGAGAAAUACGAAAAAAUUACACCAACACCAUUACCCAAAACACGUAAAAAGGAUGACAUUCCUGAGGACGAAUUUGAGUUCGAAGAUGAUUACGAGCGUCCAGUAUUGGAGAAAUACGAAAAAAUUACACCAACACCAUUACCCAAAACACGUAAAAAGAAUGACAUUCCUGAGGGAAAACGGCCAUCGGUGUCAGAAAAUAUUGAGAAUGAGUAUGUUGAAAGUGAAGAAGAACCAUCCAUAGCAGAACCCGUACUUGAUAAAAAACCAAUAGCUGCCAACAAAGAAAAGGAUGUAGAUGAAAUAAGACGACCUAGCCUUAAAAAUGGUAUUCCCAAACCCGAAGAGCCCGUGGAUGAACUAUCGAAAGUUAAGUUAUCCAAAGGUCCAACAAAACCAGACCAGGUAGAACCAGAAGAGCCGAAAGUUGCGCAGGUUAAAAGGUUGGCUAAAAAGCCUGAAGAAGAGAAAGAGUACGUUGAUGAAUAUGAAAAACCAGAUCUAGAGAAAUACGAUAAACUAUCACCAACAAGCACAGAUAGAACUAAAGCACGAAACGAUAAAGAAGAGGAUGAAAUGAUUGUUGACGAUGACGAAAAAUCGGAAUUAGAAGAAAACGAGAAAGUUAGACGUACAAAAAAAGUCAAACGUGGUUCUAAAGACGUACAGGACGAGGUGGAUGUUAUGAAAGGUAAAAUUAAACCCAAAGAUAACGAAGAAGAACCACAAAUGCCAACACUCCGUAAACGUUCUGUACCUAAAGAUAAGGACGAUGAACAGAAACCAGAAGAAAAACCAAAGAAAAAAACGGUAAAAAAAGUUGAACCGGGUACUAAAAAACGACCGUCACUCAAAGAAAAGGAGGUUGUGGAAGAAGAAUUUGUCGAUGAUUAUGAAAGGCCAGUACUUGAAAAAUACGAGAAAAUCACACCGACACCAAUACAGAAAAAGAAGAAGGACGAAAAGAAACCAGACGAAGAAGUACCUUCUGAGUCAUUUACAUCUAGGCGCCCUUCUGCUAAAGACAAGCCAGAGCCAAUGGAUGUCGAUGAGGAGGUUCAGUUGAGUAAACCGAAAGCUCCGUCAAAACCAGCGCCAGAAGAUGUCUCAUUAACACACAAAACACCAGCAGAAAUCACUCCCACGGAGGACGAGGCUGAGGCGAAAUUGAACGUCAAAAAGCCAGAAAUCAUUGAGGAAAAAACAUUUAAGAAACCAUCUGUUAAAGACAAGGACAAAAAGGGUGAAGACACAGAGGAGUCUGUUAGUCUCACCAAGCCUCGCACUAAGACAAGCACCACUGCUCCGGAGGAUGCAUCUCUUACGCACAAGACACCAGCUAAGAAAGAGCCAACGGAGGGAACUGAAGCGGCAGCACUAAAAGUUAAAAAGCCAGCUGUUGUCAAGAAAGGAGUCAAAGAUGACAAAGAGGAGCCUUUGGCAAUUCAAGGAGGCAAAUUCGAAAUACCAAAACUUAAGAAAACCGUUAAGAAAACUACAGACAAACCUAAACAAGCAACACAUAGUGAACAGGAAAUACACGAUGGGUAUGAGCUUGACUUUGUUGACGACUACGAGCGACCGGUAUUGGAGAAAUACGAAAAGAUUUCUCCCACGCCUACAGUCAAGGAGAAGAAAGAAAAAGAACAAAAAACGGUGACAAUGGUAGCUCAGGCACAACAUCAAGCACAAUAUCUCGAAGUAAAGACUGAAAGCAGAAGAACUUCGAUGCAAUCAGAGAUGAAAGAAGAAAUCAAAACCGAAAGCCGUAGAAGUUCAAUCAUUGAAAACAAAGCACUUAAGCUUACAAAAGAAACGGCUGAAAGUAGAAAGUCAUCGAUUUCUUCAAUAUCUGAACAGCAACAAGUAUCCACUGUACGAAAGGGAUCGCUCAAGACCGCCGUAAGAGAAUCUGAAGUAAAUGAAUUAGAGCAAAUAAAAUUAAAGGACGACACUACUAAAGGCAAGCCAGAAGAAAAACCUGACGAACACACAGAACACAAAACAGAAACACCAUUCCCAUGGCGAAAACCAAAACAAAACACAGAGGAAACAAAUGAUAAAUCAACACCAAAACGCAGUGUUAGCUUAGACCAACCAAGAAAAUCGUCCUUCCCCUGGCGACGAUCAAGUAAAGGAGAGGACGGUGAGGAUGACACAGAAACAGAAACAAACACAACACAAACAAAAAGAACAUUACACAAAACACCAGAAGAACCUACACCCACUACACGGCGUACUUCUAAACACGAUGAGGAUGCGAUAGAGCCAACAUCGCGUAAACCUACAGACAUUUCAUCCGGUCCUUUAGACAAUGAAAAUGGUGUAGAUAUACCAAUUACUAAUAAAAACCAUGAAUACAUAAAUAACGAAAAGGAUACAUACCCAUGGCGCCGAUCAAGUACCACAAAAGAGAAAACAGAAACACCUGAGCGCAAAGAAUCAAUUCCAAAUUCAGAGACCAGUGAAAAAGUUGAGGUCGCUGAUAUUAACAAAGAUAAAAUACCAAAUAAACCAACAGAACCGUCUUACCCUUGGAGGAAACAGACAAACAAGGAGGUUCCAAUAUUUAUCACACCUGACGAUGACACAAAGCAUAACGCAGUAUCUUUUUCAUGGAACGUUAUUCCCGAAAUACCACAGGCAGAACAAACGCCAGAAUUGGAAGACAAAUUCAAGCCAACACUACUCGACAUACGUGACACUGUACCAUGGAGAAGGGCUAAAUCUCCUCAGGCUGAAGACAAGGAACAGAGCAAGCCGACAUUAGAAACACCACCUAGCAGCACUCCGUCUGAUGAGAAAGUGGCAGCGAAGGAAGAAAAGGUAGAGGCAGAAGUCAAAAAGGCUAAAGCUACAACGUUAAAGAAGAAGGCAGAAGAUUUGCCAGAAAUCCCAGACUAUGAAAGGCCAGAACUUGAGAAAUACGAAAAGAUUUCACCUACUCCCACAACCAGGGAGAAGCCCGAAAAGGAUAAGCCGGCAGAUAAACCGAAAAUCGCAGAAGUCAAAGCUCCUGAAGAACCACCAGCACCAGCUGCUCCUAAAAUUAAGGAGCCUGAAGAGAAGCCAGCCGCACCUAAAAUUGAAGUGGUACGCGAAAAAUCACCAAAACCGGAAAUGCCCAGGAAACCCUCCCUGUCACCCGCUCCACCCGGAAGACGUGGCUCGCUCAUUCCUCCCCCGGAGGAAAUGGGAAGACGUCCUUCUCUCAUCAUCAGCGACGAGGUCACGAAAUUACGUCCUGGAGAAGUUUUAGACGAGAAAAAGAAACGCGGCAGGCCGGGUGAACUAUCGGACGAGCGACGAAAAUCGGGCGACUCGAGAAGACCAUCAGUACAAGACUUGGAAGGUCUCAUUAAUAAACCUUCAACGCCACUGAGACCCACUGGCAAUGAAGGCCCACCGGUCAUCGUUGAUGCUCCAGAGAGUAACUCCGCUGUCGAGGAUCAAGUUGGUUACCUCUCCAUACUGGUGGAGGGUACACCGCCGCCGACGUUUAAGUUCUACAAGGGAGUGACAGAAAUUAUCGAGGGAGGGCGUUUCAAGUACAUUACAGAAGGAGACACGGGUCGCAUCACACUGUGCAUGAGAAAAGUAAAGCCCAACGAUGAGGGUAAAUACAAAGUUGUUGUCAGCAACAUCCACGGCGAGGACUCUGCUGAAAUGCAACUAUAUGUAUCCGAUGCCAGUGGUAUGGACUUCAGAGCUUUACUCAAAAAGCGAAAAUACCAAAAAUGGGGUGAAAAGAAUGAAGAACCCGAUUGGGGCGACCUCAAAGAAGUUGAAAAACCAAUUCCACCUCUAAAGAAAGUUGAAAAGAAACCUGAAUCUUUCUUGAAGCCCCUUGUAGAUCAAUCCGCAAAGGAGGGUAAAGAUAAGAAGGUGACCUUUGAAGCCAUUUUCACUAAACCAAAUGCUAAGCCUAAGUGGUUCUUCCGUAAGGAUGAACUUUUCCCAGGAUCUAAGUAUAAGAUGACAAAUGAAGGCGACUCAUACAAGUUGAUCAUCAUGAAUCCCAAAGUGGAAGAUACGGGCAAGAUCACAAUUGAAAUUGGUGGCGUGACAAGCACCGCCUUCUUGCAAGUGGACGAACCAGACCCAACAUACAGCUUUACUAAACAUUUGAAGAAAACACUUACUGGAUACACAAAGCAUGAAGUUGUUCUGGAAUGUGCGGUGUCCAACAGCCUGGCUAUCGUAUCUUGGUGGAAAGGUGAAAAGAAAUUGGAAGACAGUGAUGAAUUCCAGACAUCUAAAGAUCUAUCAGGUGUAUGCAGAUUAGUUAUAAAGGCAGCAAAAUUAGAGGAUGCUGGUAAAUACAUGUGCAAAAUUGAAAAACAACCAGACAAGACUGAAUGUGAAGUUAAGAUUAUCGAAUAUCCUUACAAGUUCACCAAGGUACUUAAGUCGCAACAGGCUAUUGAAAAAGAUACCAUCACCCUGCUUUGUGAACUUGACGAUGCCAUGGGUGAUGUUAAAUGGUUCAAGAACGACCAGCCACUGAAGGCUGACAAGCGUAUCUCAAUAGUCAAGGAGGGUCGUAAACGUAAAGUGGUUAUCAAGGACGCAAAGGUCACUGAUGCUGGUAACUUUAAAUGCGUCAGUAAUGCUGAUGAGACAGCAUGCGAAUUGAUCGUCAAAUACUCGAAUCGCUUCAACAAGAAGUUGAAGGAUACCGAAGCAGUUGAAAGAGACAAGGUGGUGCUGGAGGUGGAAUUGCAGGACCAGACUGCCGAGGCUGUUUGGUCCUUCAACGGUACACCCAUUGUACCGGAUGAGAGGAUCGAAAUUAAGAACCUGGGUGGUGGAAAACAUCAACUUAUCUUCAAUAAGCUAGAGAUGGAAGAUGACGGUGAAAUCCUGUGCGAAUCUGGAAAACUGACAUCUUCGUGUAAGCUUACAGUUAAGAAGGGUGAAUCGAAGCCAUCUAUCGAAUGCCCAGAUGAAUUUAAUGGACCCGCAGGACAUCCCUUCGUUAUUGAAGUGCCGUACAAAAUUUCAGGCACACGUCAAACUCCAAUUGAGGCUAAACUAUUCAAGGAUGGUAAAGCUCUACCGGCUAAAGAAGUCGAGGUAGUUGUGGAACAAGAGAAAAUUCUUUUCAAACUCAAAAAGCCAACUAGAGAAGGAUCUGGUGGAUACCAAAUCAAACUAUCCAACGCUCAGGGAGAAGAUUCCAAGGAUGUUACCAUUAUCAUGCAGAGCGCGCCAACGCCACCACAAGACGUUGAGGUCUCGGAAGUGUUCCAGACUUCAUGUGUCGUUGCAUGGAAAGUCCCACAGGAUGAUGGUGGAUCACCAAUCGUCAAAUAUGUUAUUGAACGACAGGAUAUGUCGCUAAAAGCUGGCUGGGACAACGUUGCCGAAGUGGCACACGGACAACCUACUAAAUAUAAGGUCGAAGAUCUUGUCGCAAAGAAAACAUACAAAUUCAGAAUUCGUGCCGUCAAUAAGAUUGGAUCUAGUGAACCUGGACUCUUUGGCAAGCCUGUUCUUGCUAAGGAUCCAUGGGAUGAGCCAUCGAAGCCUAAGGGAGUAGAACUGAAGGAUUGGGACAAAGACCACGCUGAUCUUAAAUGGCAAAAGCCCGACAACGAUGGUGGAGCGCCAAUCACUGGCUAUGUCAUCGAGUAUAAAGAGAAAUUCGGCAAAGACUGGGUAAAGGGCAAGGAAGUGGAUGGCGAUUGCCUAGAAGCAACUCAAGACGGACUUAAAGAGGGAUGCACUUAUGAGUUCAGAGUCCGAGCCAUCAACAAGGCAGGUCCCGGUGAACCUAGUGACAGCACUAAGCCUAUUGUUGCUAAGUGCAGAUUUGUUAAGCCAUAUAUCGUUGGAGAGGGUCUUCAGAGUAUGAUCAUCAAGAAGGGACAAGUAAUUUCCUUCGAUAUUAAAUACGGUGGAGAGCCCGAACCGGAAGUUAGAUGGAUGCACGGGGAAGAGAAACGUGGCAAGCCGUUCAGGGAAAAGGAAAUUCGCGACGAUGGAGAACGUAUCACCAUCGACAAAUAUGAGAGAAACACUGUACUAACUGUGAGGAAAACUACAAGAAUUGACAGUGGAAAAUAUAAAUUGGUACUUACCAACUCGUCUGGUACUUGCGAAAGCAUUGCUGAUGUAGUAGUUCUCGACAAACCUAACCGACCGAACGGACCAAUUGAAGUUGUUGAGAUUCGCGCUGAAAAAGCAACUGUCAAAUGGCAAAAGCCUGAUGACUGGCAAGGAUCUGAUAUUACCGGAUAUACACUUGAGAAAAUGGACUUGGAUACCGGUAACUGGGUACCAUGUGGUGAAUGUGGCCCAGAACCUACAGAGUUCACGGUCAAGGGUCUGACACCAAAUCACAAAUACAAAUUUAGGGUUCGAGCAGUAAAUAAAGAAGGUGAAUCAGAGCCAUUAGAAACGGAUGGAGCCAUUGUUGCAAGGAAUCCUUACGACCCACCGAAAGCUCCUGGUAAACCGAACAUCAUUGAUUAUGACAACAUGUCGGUUACUCUACAAUGGGAACCUCCAAGUGAUAAUGGUGGUAGACCGAUACUCGGCUACGUGAUCGAAAUGAAAGACAAAUUCACCGCUGAUUGGAUAGAGGUUGGUAAACUGACAGAGCCCAAAACAGAGUACAAGGUCGAGGGACUCAAGGAAAAGAUGAUAUACCAGUUCCGAGUAAAAGCUUACAACAAAGCUGGUGUGGGCGAUGCUUCACAACCAACUGAAAACCAUCUCUGCAAGCAUAGAAACUUGAAACCUCGCAUAGAGCGCAGCACAUUCAAGUCUGUUAUUAUCAAGGCUGGACGUACACACAAGUGGUCAGUGGAUGUCAUUGGUGAACCUCCACCGGAGACCACAUGGUCAUGGCGUGAGAACAUAAAGCUCGUUAACACAGAGCGUAUUAAGAUUGAGAACAAAGAAUACCACACUGACUUCACAAUAGUGAAUGCGGUGCGACGUGACACGGGCAAGUACACGCUGCGGGCUGAAAACUGCAAUGGCUUUGAUGAGGAGACAGUCGAGUUGACAGUACUGAGCAAACCAAGCGCACCUAAAGGUCCGUUGGAAGUAACUGACGUGCACGCGGAAGGUUGCAAGGUGAAAUGGGAGAAACCGGAAGACGACGGCGGCUCUCCUGUCAAGGAGUACGAGCUGGAGAAGAUGGACCUCGCUACUGGCAAGUGGGUCCGUGUUGGAAGAGUGGCGGGUGACAAGAAGCCGUUAGAGAUGGAAGUGACAGGCCUGGAGCCCGGACACCAGUACAAGUUCCGUGUCACCGCAGUCAACGACGAGGGAGACUCGGAGCCGCUCGAGACAGAGCGCGCUAUACUCGCCAAGAAUCCAUACGAUGUGUCGGAUAAGCCCGGCAACGUGGAGGUGGCGGAUCACGACAACCAGAGCGCUGACAUCAAGUGGGAGCCGCCGGCGAACGAUGGUGGCGCCCCCAUACUCAAGUACAUUAUACAGAAGAAACCCAAGGGCGGCGACUGGGAGAACGCCGCUGAGGUACCAGGAUCCGCUACAUCAGCUAAAGUGGACGGAUUGCCCGAAGGCAGCGAGUACCAGUUCAGGGUGAUCGCAGUCAACAAGGCCGGACCCUCAGAGCCAUCAGAUGCCACCAAGAUGACCACCAUCAGGCACAAAGCUCUGAAACCUCGUAUCGAUCGUACGAACCUUAAAGCACUUGCGGUGCGCGCCGGCAAACCCAUCUUCUUCGAUGUAAACGUGCGAGGUGAACCUGCACCUAAAGUGCAAUGGUUCCAGAAGUGGAAGGCUGAAGAGAAGGAGGUAACAGAGAACGUAAUUAACGUGGACUACAACACGAAGCUGGACAUCAAAGAGUCAGUGCGGGCUAUGACCGGCACUUACCGUAUUCUGGCCACCAACGAGCACGGCAGUGAUGAGGCCGAGGUGGAGAUCACGGUGCUGUCAGCUCCCGGCAAGCCUACCGGACCUCUCAAGGUCACCGAUGUCACAAAGAACGGCUGCAAGCUAGCCUGGAAGAAGCCUGAGGAUGAUGGCGGUAAACCUGUCACUGGUUACGUUGUUGAGAAGUUGAAUAAGGCAACCGGCCGGUGGGUGCCAGUGGGAAAGACUGACGACACUGAAAUGGAGAUCAAGGGUUUGCAGGAAGGCGAGGAGUACGAGUUCAGAGUACGAGCCGUCAAUGAAGAGGGAGAGUCGGAACCAUUGAAGACUGACCACUCUAUAUUAGCUAAGAAUCCAUACGAUAUCCCCGGCAAGCCGUCAGUGCCUACAAUUGAAGACUGGGACGUUGACCGCGUGGACCUCAAAUGGGAGGCGCCCAAGAAUACGGGCGGAGCACCCAUCACUGGAUACAUCAUUGAGAAGAAGGAGAAGUUUGGCCAGUGGCAGGAGGCACUUGUUACCACGACGCCGGAGUGCAAGGCGCGCGUACCAGAGUUGCGCGAAGGCAAUACGUACCAGUUCCGCGUGCGAGCCGUCAACAAGGCCGGCCCUGGAGAACCGGGAGAACCGACACAGCCUCAUGUCGCUAAAGCCAGAUUCUUGAAACCAUACAUAAACCGAGACAAGAUGGUUGCAAUCAGAGUACGCGCUGGUACCACAAUCAGACUGGACGUUGACGUGAGAGGAGAACCCCCGCCGACUAAGACAUGGACAUUCGCCAACAAGGUGAUCGAAACCGGUGUCGGUGUGAAGCUGGAAAACGAGGACUACAACACAAAGCUCCAAAUCUUCGAUUCCACCUGGAAGAACUCUGGCAUCUACACGCUCAAGGCGGAGAACGACUCGGGCGUGGACGAAGCUACAGUAGAAGUAACCGUACUUGACAAACCAGGCAAGCCGGAAGGUCCGCUGGAGGUGUCCGACGUGCACGCUGACCAUGUCAAGUUGAGCUGGAACAAGCCGAAGCACACCGGCGGCUUGCCACUCAGCGCGUACGUUGUAGAGAAGAUGGACACGCUCACCGGCAAGUGGGUGCCUGCGGGCACUGUCGACCCUGACACCACUGAGGCUACUGUCACUGGAUUGGAAGCCGGUCAUACUUACCAGUUCAGGGUAAAGGCCCUGAACGAGGAAGGUGAGUCGGAGCCCCUGGACACGGACCACGGCAUCCUGGCUAAGAAUCCGUACGACGUGCCCGCGCCCCCCGGCCUGCCGGACAUUGUGGACUGGGACGAGAAGUCUGCCAAACUGAAGUGGGAACCCCCCAUCAGGGACAACGGAGCACCCAUCACUGGGUACAUCAUCGAAGUCAUGGAUAGAGAUAGGGGCGAGUUUGUUAAGGCCGCCGAGAUCCAAGGCAACAUCUGCCAAGGCACUGUACCCAAGUUGGAGGAGGGCAAUCAGUACCAGUUCAGAGUGCGCGCGUUGAACAAGGCCGGACAGUCCGAGCCUUCUGAGAACACCAACUGGCACACUGCUAAACCACGAUUCUUGAAACCGCGCAUCGAUCGUACAAACUUGAACCCAUUGACUGUAAAAGCUGGGUUACCAGUAUCAUUAGAUGUCAAAGUAUUCGGUGAACCACCGGCCACAGUCACCUGGUACUUCAAGGGCGAGGAGCUGAAGAAUGGUCCCAACUUGGAGAUCAUCAAUGUGGACUACAACACCAAGUUCCUGAUGACGAAGAGCAAACGCGCUAAUACCGGAAAGUACGUCAUUAAAGCGAAGAACGAAGUUGGAGAAGACGAGGCCGAAGUCGAGAUUUCAAUCCUCGGCAAGCCAUCUAAACCCAAGGGUCCGUUGGAAGUAUCUGAUGUGACAAAGAACAGCUGCACCCUGACUUGGGACAAGCCGGAGGACGACGGUGGCGCCCCCAUCGAGUACUACGAGAUUGAGAAGUUGGAUCCACUUACUGGACAAUGGCUGCCUUGCGGUACUGCUAAGGACUGUAAGGCAAACAUAGCGGGCCUGCAGGAAGGCAAGCCUUACAAGUUCCGAGUCAAGGCUGUCAACAAGGAGGGCGAGUCCGAGGAACUGGAGACAGAGAAACCAAUCAUCGCUAAGAAUCCAUACGACGAGCCCGGCAAGCCCGGCCGGCCGGAGCCCCGCAACUGGGACAAGGACUUUGUUGACCUCGAGUGGUCCCCGCCCAAGGAGGACGGUGGCGCCCCCAUCACUGGCUACAUUGUGCAGAAACGUGAGAAGGGUGGAAGAACAUGGCAAGACUGUCUCAAAACGAGCGGGGAACGUCCCACGGGCCGCGUGACAGACGUGGAAGAGGGCCACGAGUACCAGUUCCGUGUGAUUGCUGUCAACAAGGCAGGUCCUGGAGAACCCUCGGAGCCAAGUCGAUCUGUUAUCGCCAAGCCGAGAUUCUUGGCACCUCAAAUCGACCGCAAAUACCUACAAAAACGUAAGAUCAAAGUGGGCCAGACCCUCAAGAUGGAAGCCGAUGUCAAGGGUGAACCUGAACCCACCAUCACAUGGACCUUCAACGACCAGGCUCUCAAGACCGAAGAGAGGUUGAAGAUAGAAAACAAUGACUAUCAUACUUCGUUCUCACUGCUGAAGGUGACCAGAGCUGACAGCGGCAAGUACACAGUCACAGCAAAGAACGACUCCGGUACUGACACCGUGGACGUCGAAGUUUCCGUUGUUAGCAAACCCGCUAAGCCUAAAGGACCAUUGCAAGUUUCUGAUGUCAAAGCAGACGGCUGCAAACUCAAAUGGGAGCCGCCAGAGGACGACGGUGGUGAGCCUGUCGAGAGCUACGUUGUUGAACGUAUGGACACCGACUCGGGCAGAUGGGUGCCCGUUUGUACCACAAAGACCCCUGAGGCUGACGUCACGGGCCUCAAUGAGGGCAAGGACUACAUGUUUAGGGUGAAGGCCGUCAACCCUGAGGGAGAGAGCGAGCCGCUCGUCACUGACACCGCUACUACAGCUAAGAAUCCCUAUGGUGAACCGGAUGCACCUGGUAAGCCAGAAUUCAAGGACUGGGACAAACAACACGUGGACCUCAAAUGGGAGAAGCCUGCCAACGAUGGUGGCGCCCCCAUCACAGCCUACAUCGUGGAGAAGAAAGACCGCGAUACCGGCAAAUGGGUGAAAGCUGUUGAGGUACCAGGACACAAGACGGAGGCUCGUGUUCCCGAUCUGAUAGAAGGCAAGACGUACCAGUUCCGUGUGAAGGCGGUCAACAAGGCAGGCCCCGGCAAACCAUCCCAGGCCACCGACAAUCUUUUGGCUAAGGAUAGAUUUGCGCCGCCUAAGAUCGAUCGUACUAAUAUGCGUGAUAUUACCAUCAAGGCGGGUCAAAUGAUUCGACUUGACGUCAAGGUCAGCGGUGAACCUCCACCGACCAAGACAUGGUUCCAGAACAAGGAGCGUCUGUCGACACGCGACGAUCUGUCCAUAGACUCGGAGGAGUACCGCAUUAAGUUGUCUGUGGUGGUGGCAUCGCGCAAACACAGCGGCACCUACGUCCUCAAGGCGGAGAACAGCAGUGGACGGGAUGAAGCCUCUAUUGAGGUUAAGGUCCUGGAUGUGCCUGCUAAGCCUGAGGGACCACUUAAGAUUUCCGACGUGCACAAAGAAGGUUGUACGCUGAAAUGGAACGCGCCAUUGGACGAUGGUGGCGCCCCCAUUGACCACUACCUGGUGGAGAAACUGGACACGGAGACGGGUCGCUGGGUGCCCGCGCUCAAGACCAAGGAUCCCAAGGCUGAGGUGGAGAACCUGGUGCCCGGACACGAGUACAAGUUCAGAGUGUCCGCUGUUAACAAUGAAGGUGUCUCUGAACCUCUGGAGGGCGAGCAUUCGAUUAUCGCCAAGAAUCCGUUCGACGAGCCCGGCAAGCCUGGUACUCCCGAGGUUGUGGACUGGGACAAGGAUCACGUGGACCUCAAGUGGCAGAAACCCAUCAAGGACGGUGGCGCUCCCAUCACUGGAUACAUCAUAGAGAAAAGAGAAGUCGGCUCGCCAAAGUGGGUGAAAGCCUGCGAGGUUGGUCCUAAUGAUAACGAGAAAGCCACAGUACCUAAUCUAGAUGAAGGUGUGGAGUACGAGUUCAGAGUGAAGGCGGUGAACGAGGCCGGCCCUGGCGAGCCUAGUGACGCCAGCAAGUCCGUCACAUGCAAACCUAGGCGACUGGCACCAAAGAUUGAUCGUCGUAAUCUCCGUCCUAUCAAAGUGCGGGAGGGUGAGCCCAUCUCGUUAGAUGUGAAGGUAUCAGGUGAACCUGCACCCGACGUUACCUGGACACUCAACGGCAAGUCUGUUACCUCCGGUAAUGGACUUAAGUUGGUGAAUGUACCUUAUCUCAGCAAGUACCAACACGCCAGCCCUCGCCGCAAGGACUCCGGCACAUACAAGAUACAGGCCUUCAACAAGUACGGACAGGACACCGCAGAGCUGGACAUCACUGUCACAUCGAAACCGGACAAGCCGGAAGGUCCAUUAGAAGUGUCUGACAUACACAAGGACGGCUGCACACUGAAGUGGAAGAGGCCAAAAGACGAUGGUGGAGAACCCAUCGAGGGUUACGUGGUUGAAAAGUACGACACAGAGACAGGCACAUGGAUGCCUGUUGGCAAGACACUUGGCAAUGUACCUGAGAUGGAGGUUGAAGGUUUGAUCCCUGGUCAUGAGUACAAGUUCCGUGUGAAGGCGGUCAAUAAGGAGGGCGAGUCGGAGCCUUUAGAAACAUUCGGUGCUAUCGUCGCUAAAGAUCCAUUCACUGUACCAGAUGCUCCAACAACACCAGUACCUGAUGACUGGUCUGCCAACCAUGUGGACCUGAAGUGGGAGGCGCCGAUAUCUGACGGCGGCUCACCUAUUAUUGGUUACAUUAUUGAGAAGAAGGACAAAUAUAGUCCAUUGUGGGAAAAAGCUCUGGAGACUCACACACCUACACCAAGUGCCACUAUCAAUGGUCUGAUCGAAGGCAACGAGUACCAGUUCCGCGUGAUAGCUGUGAACAAGGCGGGUCAGAGUAAGCCUUCUGAGGGCAGUAAGACAUUUGUGGCCAAGCCGCGUUUCCUCGCACCCAAGAUUGACCGCCGCCAUCUUCGUGACGUCACACUCUCAGCUGGCGCCACACUCAAGUUUGAAGCCGCUAUCACUGGCGAGCCCGCGCCCGCUGUUGAAUGGAGAUAUCAGAACAUGCCUCUACGUCCAUCAAAGGCUGUGACAAUCGACUCUCCGGACUACUUCACCAAGUUGGUGGUACGUCCGGUACGACGUGAUGACUCCGGCGAGUACACCGUCACAGCUGUCAACUCCAGUGGCAAAGAUACCGUCACCAUCAACGUGGUGGUCACUGACAAGCCCACUAAACCUGAAGGACCUCUACAGAUCUCAGAUGUACACAAAGAAGGUGCGACAUUGAAAUGGAAGCGACCGAAGGACGACGGCGGUGCGCCCAUAGAGUACUACCAAGUGGACAAACUGGACACGGAGACUGGCUGCUGGGUACCUUGUGCCCGCUCUGAGGAACCAAAGUGCGAAGUGACUGGUCUGACACCAGGCAAGGAAUACAAGUUCCGCGUGUCUGCUGUCAACUCUGAGGGUGAGUCGGAGCCUUUAGUCUCCGAGACUAGUAUCGUCGCCAAGAAUCCGUUCGAUGAACCUGGAGCACCAGGCACACCCUCGGUGACAGAUUGGGACAAGGACCAUGUUGACCUCAAGUGGACCCCGCCGAAGGAAGAUGGUGGAGCGCCCAUCGAGGGUUACAUUGUGGAGAAGAAGGAUAAAUUUGGCAACUGGGAGAAGGCGCUGGAAGUACCAGCUGAUAAGACCACUGCGACUGUACCUGAUCUUGUUGAAGGUCAGACGUAUGAGUUCAGAGUGCGAGCGGUGAACAAGGCAGGUCCGGGCGAGCCCAGUGACAGUACACAUCCUAUAGUGGCAAAGCCGCGCAACAUGGCGCCCAAGAUAGACAGGACUAACCUCAUAGAUAUCAAGAUCAAAGUCGGACAGAAGUUUGCCUUCGACGUCAAGGUUUCUGGUGAACCGAUGCCAGAAACGAAAUGGUUCUUAGCUAAAAAGGAGGUGAAGUCAUACGGCGACAUGAAGGUGCAGCACUCCGACUACAACACGAAGCUGACGUGCAAAGCUGCCACGAGGUCUGACAGCGGCCGGUACACCAUCACCGCUGAGAACGUCAACGGCAAAGACGUCGCUGAAGUCGAGGUGAUCGUGCUCAGCGUGCCCAGCCCACCUGGAGGACCACUUAAGGUAUCAGAUGUGCACGCAAACGGCGCCAAGUUGUCAUGGAACCCGCCCGCAGACGACGGCGGUCAGCCCAUAGAGAAGUACGUGGUGGAGCGCAUGGACGAGGCCACGGGCCGCUGGGUGCAGGCCGGAGAGACCCUGGGUCCAGAGACCAGCCUGCCAGUCGACGGCCUCCAGCCCGGACACAAGUACAAGUUCAGGGUGCGCGCUGUUAACAGACAAGGCAAAUCGGAGCCUCUCACGACACCGCAUGCUACUGAAGCUAAGAAUCCAUUCGACGUGGCCGGCAAGCCCGGUACACCCAAGAUCAAGGACUUCGACAAGGACUUUGUGGAGUUGGAAUGGACCCGACCAGAGACAGACGGUGGCGCACCCAUCACGGGCUACGUCAUCGAGAAGAAGGACCGCUUCUCACCCGACUGGGAGGAGUGUGCUCAGAUCGAGGGCGAUGUAACUUCUGGUAAAGUUCCGGACCUCAUCGAAGGCAAUACGUAUGAGUUCCGCGUGCGGGCGGUCAACAAGGCCGGCAAGGGCGUGCCCAGCGACGGAACAGCGCCGCAUCUCGCCAGACCUAAGAACUUACCACCCAAAAUUGACAGAAACUUCAUGUUUGACAUUAAGAUCAAAGUCGGACAGAACUUCGACCUUGAAGUGCCCGUGGUUGGAGAACCAACGCCCACUAAAGAAUGGCUACACGGUGACAACGUCGUACUUAACACUGACAGGAUCAAGAUUGUUAACGACGCUCACACCACCAAGUUCCGUGUGAUCGAUGCUAAGAGAGCAGAUUCCGGAACUUACACUCUCAAAGCCAAAAAUAUUAACGGCACCGAUUCUGCAACUGUCAAAGUUUUAGUAAUGGACGUACCGACCGCGCCGGAGGGACCGCUUCGUGUGGACGACAUCACGAAGUCUGGCUGCUCGCUGCGCUGGCGGCCGCCUAAGGACGAUGGCGGCUGUGAGAUCACACACUACGUUGUUGAAAAAAUGGACCAAGAAAACCUCCGCUGGGUUCCCGCUGGAGAAGUGCAAGGUUGCCACAUGCGUAUUGAUCAUCUCAUUGAAGGACACGACUACAACUUCCGCGUCCGCGCCGUCAACAAACAAGGCGAGUCGCACCCGCUUGUAGGCCAGGAACCGAUCACUGCCAAGGAUCCGUACGGAACACCAGACAAACCUGGCACUCCGGUAGUCAAGGACUGGGACAAAGAUCACAUGGACUUGGAAUGGGUCCCGCCCAAGAAAGAUGGCGGCGCUCCAAUUACAGGUUACGUUAUCGAGGCCAAGAAAAAGUACGGCCCUUGGGAAGUCGCAGCCACUGUACCUGGAAACCAAACUACAGCUACAGUUCCAGGGUUGCAGGAAGGAGAGGAGUAUGAAUUUAGAGUCAUCGCUGUUAACAAAGCAGGCAACGGUGAACCUAGCGAUGCAUCCACUCCGCAAGUGGCUAAAGCCAGAUUUUGCGCUCCACACUUCGACAAGAUACUGCUCGCUGACAAGACCGUCAAGGCCGGACAGCGCAUACAGUAUGAGAUACCAAUCGAAGCGUCACCUAAGCCGACUGUCGAAUGGCAGAUCAACGGCAAAGUUGUUCAGCCAUCAGAUAGACUCGAUAUUCAAAUUUUGCACAACAGGGUUAUCUUAGACAUUCCAUUCUCCGUUCGCGCCGACGGCGGAGUUUACAAAUUGACAUUAAAGAAUGAUCUUGGAGUAUGUUCAGCUUCGGCUCAAGUCACAGUUCUAGACAAGCCGUCCAGGCCGGAGAAGCCGCUCGUGGUCUCCGAUGUUACAAAGGAUUCAUGCUCGCUGUCAUGGAAGGUCCCGCUCGACGACGGUGGAUCACCGAUUUUGCAUUACGUAAUCGAGAAAAUGGACUUAUCUCGCGGUACGUGGUCAGAUGCAGGCAUGAGCACCUUCCUUUCUCAUCAAGUGACAAGAUUAAUACACAUGAAGGAAUAUCUGUUUAGAGUGAGUGCAGUAAACGCCAUCGGUCAAUCUGAACCACUUGAAUUAGACCGCGCUAUUGUUGCGAAGAACGAGUUCGACGAACCUUCCGCUCCUGGUAAACCUGUAGCAACAGACUGGAGCAAGGAUCACGUCGAUUUGGAAUGGGCCGCCCCCAAAUCCGACGGCGGUGCACCCAUUACCGGAUACAUUGUGCAAAAGAAGGAAAAGGGCAGCCCCUACUGGGUAAAUGCCGUCCAUGUGCCUCCUAAACAGACUAAGGCAACUGUGCCAGAUCUAAUAGAAGGUCAAGACUAUGAAUUCAGAAUUAUCGCCGUCAAUCAAGCCGGACAAUCCGAACCCAGUGAACCUUCCGAUAUUAUCACUGCUAAGGACAGAUUUGUCGCACCUAAAAUCAUCACACCACUUAAGGAGGUUCGCAUCAAGGCCGGACUUAUUUUCCACGUCGACGUGGACUUCAUCGGUGAGCCUACGCCAGAUGUCAAAUGGACUUGCGAGGGUAGAACUGUGGCAACUAACGAGAGAACUACAGUUACCUCAGUUGGACACCAUACUAUUAUUCAUACUGUGAACUGCAAGCGUUCAGAUGCUGGCAAAUACAACUUACUCUUGAAGAAUGACUCUGGAACUGACGAGGGCAGCUUUGAACUCAUCGUUUUGGACGUACCUGGUGCACCACAACCUCCAUUCGAAUACGAGGAGAUUACUGCACAAUCUGUUACCUUAUCAUGGAAGCCACCUAAAGACAAUGGCGGCAGUGAACUUACCGCCUACGUCAUUGAAAAACGUGAUCUCACUCAUGGUGGCGGCUGGGUUCCGGCCGUUACUUACAUCAACCCUAAAAAUACACACGCAACUGUUCCUCGUCUGUCCGAGGGUACCAAGUACGAGUUCAGAGUGUUCGCAGAGAACUUGCAGGGUCGGUCUGAACCUCUCGUGACCGACAAACCUGUGGUUGCCAAGAACCAAUAUACUGUACCUGGCAAACCAGGAAAACCGGAGCUCGUUUCCGCAGAUAAGGACCAUAUUAAGAUCAAAUGGUCAUCGCCUAUAUCGAACGGUGGCUCUAACAUUUUGGGCUACGACGUUGAAAGAAGAGACAAAGCUACAGGCAGAUGGAUCAAGCUCAACAAGGAACCUGUUAGGUUCAACGAGUAUGAGGAUGACAGGGUACAAGAAGGUCACCAAUAUGAAUACAGAGUGUCUGCUGUCAACGCAGCUGGACCUGGCCAGCCUUCUGAACCAUCUAACGUUAUCAUUGCUAAACCUAUGAAAGAGAAACCGAAAUUGUCGCUCGACCACCUGAUCGGUCGUAAGAUCAAAGUCCGCGCUGGUGAACCGAUCAAUAUUAACAUUCCAAUCGCCGGUGCACCGACACCGAAGAUCACUUGGACCAAGGGUGCCAUCCCACUUGUUCCUUCACACAGGCUGUCUGCUGAGACGAGUCCCGAUGAGACUAAACUCAGCAUCGAGAAGUCUACUAGAGACGAUGCUGGCAAAUAUACUAUCACUGCAACUAAUGAAUAUGGCAAAGACUCUGCUGACAUUGAGGUUAUUGUCGUCGACAAACCUGGUGUGCCUAAGGGACCUCUAUCAUGCACACCUAUUACACAUGAGACCAUGAGUCUGACGUGGUUACCGCCCACAGAUGACGGCGGCAGUGAAAUCACUGGUUACGUCGUCGAGGUUGCCGAAUUCGGUGUCAACGAUUGGCGCACUGUCGCCGGUUUCUGUCCAAAGUGCUCGUUUACUGUUAAAAACUUAACAGAGGGCAAGAAAUAUGUCUUUAGAGUACGAGCUGAAAACUUGUACGGACUCUCCGAUCCACUGGAGAGCAAGCCGAUUAUCGCUAAACUACCUUUCGAUCCACCAGAUGCACCAGUCACGCCUAAGAUCACUGGAUACAGUGCAAACAGCUGUUCCCUCGAAUGGCAGCCGCCGACCAACACCGGUGGAAGACCUAUUACCGGUUACAACGUCGAGAAGAGGGAACGUGGUGGUGAAUGGGUAAAGGUUAACAACUAUCCUACACCCAACACGUGUUACACCGUCCAAGACUUACGUGAGGGUAACCGUUACGAGUUCCGCGUUAUUGCAGUCAACGAAGCCGGUCCCGGCAAACCCAGCAAACCGACCGAACCUAUUAUUGCACAAACUCAAAGACUUAAGCCCAGCGCUCCCGAGGCACCUAAGCCAGACAGAAUCACUAAAGAUUCGGUCACGCUUUCCUGGAGACCGCCAAAGAGCGACGGCGGAGCAAAGAUUAAGGGCUAUAUCAUCCAACAGAAGGCGAAAGGAGAUAAAGAAUGGAAGGAUGUUAACGACACACCUAUCCCGAGCCUCGUUCACACGGUACCAAAACUCAAAGAAGGCGAAGAGUACCAGUUCAGAGUUAUCGCCGUUAAUGAAGUCGGUAAUUCGGAGCCUAGCAAACCGACUGCCGACAUUACGAUUGCGGAACAACCGAACAAACCUUGCAUGGAUCUCGGCGGCGUGCGUGACAUCACAGUGCGCGCGGGUGAAGAUUUCUCUAUUCACGUGCCGUACACCGGCUUCCCGCAACCAACCGCGUCCUGGUUCGCCGACGAUAAUCUUCUCGACGUCGAUGGCGAUUCGAGAAUAUUCCAGAAGAUCACACCAGAUUCUGCUUCGCUCGUGGUUAAGAACGCCAAGAGAUCAGACGGAGGCCAGUAUAGAUUGCAACUCCGCAACCCAUCCGGAUACGACACGGCCACUAUCAAUGUGCGCGUGCUCGACAGACCUGGCAAACCUGAAAACCUCCGCGCGGACGAAUUCGAGGGCGAAGCGCUCACGCUUUACUGGAACCCGCCCAAAGACAAUGGAGGCGGAGAGAUAACAAAUUAUGUGGUGGAAAAACGCGAAGCACGUUCACCCACUUGGACCAAGGUGUCCGGAUAUGUCACGACACCGUUCCUCCGCGUGAAGAACUUGACCGUCGGCAGGGACUACGAGUUCAGAGUCAUGGCUGAAAACCAAUACGGUCAAUCGGACCCGGCUCAGACGACCGAGCCGAUCAAGGCGAGACAUCCGUUCGACCCGCCGGGCCCGCCCGGCGUGCCGCGGUCCGUCGAGACCACGGAGUCGUCGAUCACGGUCACGUGGUCCAAGCCGCGCAACGACGGCGGCUCCCCGAUCACCGGUUACAUACUCGAGAAGAGGCUCAUCACCGAAGACAAGUGGACGAAGGCGUGCCACGCUCACAUUCCAGACACGACGUACCGGGUGACCGGACUGAUCGAGAACCACGAGUACGAGUUCCGUGUGUGUGCGGUUAACGCGGCCGGGCAGGGGCCGUACUCGCAGAGCUCGGACGCGAUCCGCGCCUGCGCACCGCCCAACUGCCCGCGCAUCACCAGCGACCUCAGCCUGCGCGAUAUCACCGUUAUCGCCGGCGAGGAGAUCAAGAUCACCGUACCCUUCACCGGCAACCCGAGACCCAAGGUAUCAUGGAUCGUGAACAACGAUGAGGUGUUCCCGGACAGCCGCAUCCGGUUUGUGACGUCAGACCGCGACACGGUGUUCCUCAACAGCUGCGCCAAGCGCUCCGACACCGGCUCCUACACAGUGCAGCUCGUCAACAGCGAGGGCUCCGACAGCGGCACCUGCAGAGUGCUGGUUGUAGACAAGCCAUCUCCGCCAGUGGGUCCAUUGGAUUGCUCGGAUAUCACACCAGACACAUGCACGUUGUCAUGGAAACCGCCGCUAGAUGAUGGCGGCUCGCCCAUCACUAACUACAUUGUCGAGAAGAUGGACAAUACUGGCGUCUGGUCCAAGAUAUCUUCAUUUGUACGAAACUGUCAUUACAAUGUAAUGGGAUUAGAACCUAACAAAAGGUACACGUUCCGUGUUCGCGCUGAGAACCAAUACGGCGUGUCCGAACCUCUGACUAUGGACGACUCGAUUACCGCCAAGUACUCGUUUACUGUACCGGAUGCGCCGGGCAUGCCGCGUGUACUGGACUGGGAUGGCUCAACGGCCACCGUGACAUGGGACCGGCCGCGCUCCGACGGAGGUGCGCGUAUUCAGGGUUACAAGGUCGAGUUCAGAGAUGUCCAGGACAGCGUCUGGUCCAGUGCUGAUUACCUCGUCAAGGAAUGUAAUUACCAGGCUUAUAACUUGGAACCCGGUCACGAGUACGAGUUCCGCGUGCGCGCUAAGAACGCGGCGGGCCUGAGCAAGCACUCAGCGAGCUCGGCGCCGUUCCGCGUACGCGCGCGCGCAGCCCCGCCCUCCGCGCCGCAGAGCCCGCGUGUGCUGCGUGUCGGCCGCAACUACGUCGACCUCGUGUGGCAGCCACCGGCCAACGACGGAGGUUCGCGUAUUACUGGUUAUAUAAUCGAGCGACGUGAGACGAGCAGCUCUGUGUGGCUGAAGUGCAACGACUACAACGUACAGGACACCAGCUACACCGCGCUGCAGCUGCACGAGCGCGCUGAUUACGAGUUCCGUAUCAUUGCUGUCAAUGCUGCAGGCAAAUCUGAGCCAUCAAGCUGCACCACACCAGUGCGUACCGGGGAGGAGGCGGGCGGUGUGAAGCCGGAAUGGCUGAAGCCGCUGCCGGCCACAUUGACCGCGCCGCUGGGUCGCCCCUACACGCUGCAAUGCCAGGCCAGUGGCACGCCAGUGCCCACCGGACGCUGGCUCAAGAACGGACGCGAGAUCGUACUCGGAGCUAGGUAUAUCGCGGAGUCUCGCGAGGGCACGCUGAAGCUGAACAUCCUGGAGGUGGCGGAUGGUGAUGAAGGCGACUACACUUGUGAAGCUAUUAACAGUCUCGGCUUUAUCUACUGCAUCGCACAUCUUAAGAUCGGAAGUCCACCUCGCAUCACCCGUAUGCCGGGCGACCUCCACUUGCCCGAGCACGACAACACAAAGAUCAAGAUCCUGUACACUGGUGACCAGCCGGUUGACGUGACGUUGUCGCGUGACGGCCGCGUGCUAACCGAGACACCGCACUUCAAGUACACCGUCUUCGAUGAUUAUAUACUCAUCUUUAUCAAGGAUAUUACUAAAGAUGAUAUGGGCACAUACAAAUUAACUAUCAAGAACAACUCUGGUGAGACAUCAGAAACGUUCUCAGUGACGGUCACUGGACUGCCAGGACCACCGCAAGGUCCACUAGAAGUUAGUGACAUAACACGUCACACGUGCACGUUGUCAUGGAAACCGCCUGCCUAUGACGGAGGUUUACCAAUCACGCAUUACGUAGUGGAACGUAUCGAUGUGACAGGCACCACUUGGAUAACGAUAGCCUCCUCCGUACGAGACACCAAGUUUACAGUUCACGGUCUGACUGAAGGUCAAGAGUAUAACUUCAGGGUUCACGCCGCUAACGACAAUGGUAUCGGACCAGGAUUGGAAGGUGUCAACCCUGUUAAGGCUAAGGCACCAUUCGACCCACCAUCAGCGCCUGGCGUGCCCAAGAUUCUGGAAGUGGGCGGACAUUUUGUGCACUUGGAGUGGGAGAAACCCGAGAGCGAUGGCGGCGCUAGGAUACAAGGUUACUGGGUAGACAAGCGCGAGGUUGGCUCUAGCAGCUGGCAGCGUGUGAACGCCACACUGUGCCUGCCGACGCAGCUGAACUGCGCCAACCUGGUGGAGGGUCGCCAGUACGAGUUCCAGGUGACGGCGCAAAACGAGGCAGGUGUGUCACCGCCCAGCACAGCCUCGCAGCAGGUCAAGGUCGUCGAUCCUAAGGCGGCUACGCCACCUGAGAUCGUGAAACCUUUGAAGAACGCUAACUGCAUUCAGAACCAUAACGCCAAGUUCCAGUGCACAAUCACCGGAUCACCUAAACCCACCAUCACUUGGUAUAAGGGUGCACGUGAGAUAACUAACGGUCCACGGUACCGUAUCUGGAGUGAGGGUGACAACCACUUCCUGACUGUGGCGGAUGUGUUCGGUGAGGAUGCUGACGAGUACGUGUGUCGCGCCGUCAACCGCGCCGGUGUCAAGAGCACGCGCGCUGAACUGCUUAUUAUGACUGCACCUAAACUGAACGUACCACCUCGGUUCCGUGACACGGCGUACUUCGACAAGGGAGAGAACGUUGUGAUCAAGAUCCCCUUCACUGGCCAUCCCGUGCCCAAGAUCACAUGGGUGCGCGAGGGAGAGACCAUCGAGUCUGGUCUGCAUUACCAUGUCGAGAGGAAAGAGCGCCAUGCGAUCUUAACCAUCCGUGAUGCCAGCAAGAUGGACUCUGGUCCGUACAGAAUCACCGCAGAGAACGAACUGGGACAGGACUCUGCAGUUAUAAACAUCGAAAUCAGUGACCGUCCGGACCCGCCGCGGUUCCCUGCCGUGGACAGUAUCGGUGUGGACUCGCUGGCGGUGAGCUGGCGCGCACCUGUAUGGGACGGCGGCUCCGACAUCACCAGCUACCUGGUCGAGAAGAGGGAACACCCCAUGACCAGCUGGAUACGAGUUGGUACCACCAGGUUCACAACCAUGGCAGUGACAGGAUUAGUCCCCGGAAAGCAGUACGAGUUCCGCGUCUACGCUGAGAACAUCUACGGUCGCUCGGAGCCCAGCGAGCCCACCACACUCGUCCAGACCAAGGCUAUCAUCAAAAAGGAAUUCAAAAAGAAGGAAUAUCCAGUGGACGAGACUGGAAAACGUAUCCGCACUAACGCUGACCACGGACCAGUGAAAGACUACGACAGCUACGUAUUUGAUGUGUACAGCAAGUAUGUACCGCAGCCUGUCGACAUCAGCACCUGCUCUGUGUAUGACAAAUACGACAUACUGGAGGAGAUUGGUACAGGCGCGUUCGGAGUUGUACACAGAUGUCGCGAGAGGAGUACGGGCAAUUACUUUGCGGCUAAGUUCAUACCUGUUGCUGGUGCGAUGGAGAAGGAGUUAAUCAAGAAAGAGAUAGAUAUAAUGAAUCAGCUACAUCACAGGAAAUUGAUCAAUUUGCAUGACGCUUUCGAAGAUGAUGAUGAAAUGGUGCUCAUAUUCGAAUUUUUGUCUGGCGGCGAGUUGUUCGAGCGCAUCACGGAGCCAGGGUACAGCAUGAGCGAGGCGGAGGCGGCGCACUACAUGCGGCAGGUGUGCGAGGGUGUGCGUCACAUGCACGAGCAGAACAUCAUACAUCUGGACCUCAAGCCUGAGAAUGUCAUGUGUCAGACGAGAACCGGCACUGAUGUCAAGAUCAUAGACUUCGGCCUGGCUACAAAGCUGGAUCCCAAUGAGGUAGUGAAGAUAUCAACUGGUACUGCAGAGUUUGCAGCACCGGAGAUCGUGGAGCGCGAGCCCGUCGGCUUCUACACCGACAUGUGGGCCGUUGGUGUACUCGCCUACGUUCUAUUGUCUGGUUUAUCACCGUUCGCUGGUAACAACGAUAUUGAGACCCUAAAGAAUGUGAAGGCAUGCGACUGGGAGUUCGACGAGGAGGCCUUCCAACAUGUGUCUGAUGACGCUAAAGACUUCAUCCGACGUCUGCUUGUUAAGAACAAGGAGAAGCGUAUGACUGCGCACGAGUGUCUCGCUCACCGCUGGCUGGCGGGAGAGGGCGCUGCGUCUCGCACUGCGCCAGUACCUGCGCGCCGCCUUGAACAGAUGCGCGACAGACUGCGCUCCAGGUACCAGAAUUGGUCGUCGUUCGUGUUGCCGAUCGGCAGGCUGAGCGAGUACAGUUCUUUGCGCAAGUUGCUCAUCGAGAAAUGGAAGAUAUACGAUGGACAGUUUGAUCGUCGUCAAGCGGCGCCGAGGUUUGUGAUAAAGCCUCAGUCCGCCUUCUGCUACGAGGGUCAGUCUGUGAAGCUGUACUGCCGCGUGGUUGCCUGCGCCACACCAACAGUCACCUGGUCCCGCAACAACCGUGAACUGCGACAAUCUGUCAAGUUUAUGAAGAGAUAUUCCGGCAACGAUUACUACUUCAUAAUAAAUCGUACGAAGUUGGAGGAUCGUGGAGAAUACAUCAUCCGUGCGGAGAACCACUACGGCUUCCGCGAGGAGGUCGUCUUCCUCAACGUGCAGCCGGUGCCGCGAGUACAGCGCCAACCACCGGCCGAGGCGCCGCGUCGUCGCGAGCCUCUGCCUUACACCUUCUGGCAGGAGUCCAGCGAGACUGCCCCCGCCUUCACCUUCCAGCUGCGACCUCGUGUGAUGCAGGCUCGCGACACCUGCAAGCUGCUCUGCUGUCUCAGCGGCAAGCCCACGCCCACUGUCAAAUGGUACAAAGACAAGCGCGAGCUGUCCAAGUACGAUUACAAUAUGACGCACUCGGAUGGUGUGGUUACGAUGGAGAUCGUGGACUGCAGGCCAGAAGACAGCGGCAAGUACACCUGCGUUGCCACCAACGUACACGGCACAGACGAGACCUCAUGCGUCGUUAUUGUUGAAGGAGAGGUAAUAAGUGCAGAGCAGGCGCAGCUGGCGCACAAUUUCCUGCACUCGGGUGAUCGCCGCUACAUUGAGAAGCCGCUCAAACCUGCGCCUCAGCCCAUCAUCACCAAGACAAAGGUGACAAUCGAUCCGCCGAGCAAGUCGCAGGCGCAGGCGCCGCGACCGAAGUACUCGCCACAGAACUCCAUUGAGCCAAGCAAGAAGAAGUACGGAGCCAAACUAGGAGACUCUGACUCCACCUCCUCGCGAUCUAGAAGCGCUACUAAGGAACUAGUCUUGCCUGCAUCCGACUCGUCGAUGUGUGCGCCAUCUUUCGCCCGAGCUCUGCCGGAUGCUGUGACUGCGCGAGAUGCUGCACCUCUGCUGCUGUCGUGCAGUGUACGAGGUGAUCCCGACCCGCGCGUUGAAUGGUACAAGGAUGGUCAGCCGCUGCACUCCUCUGAGGUGGUGGACCUGAAGUACAAGAAUAGCGUAGCUUCGCUGGCUAUCGCGGAGGUGUUCCCCGAGGACGAGGGUGUGUACUCGCUGAAGGCCAUCAACAGUCAGGGCGAGGUUGAGACCAAGUGCAAGGUCACCGUCAAACCGGCGGAGAGCGCGCCCUCUGGCGGUGUCAAGUUCGGAGACAAGCCGCCCAGGAUCGUGGACCACGCCGUGUCACAGAUCGUCAAUGAUGGUGAUGCUGUCACGCUGUCCUGCAGGAUCGUGGGCGCGGAGAGAUUCGACGUGGUAUGGCUCCACAACUACAAGGAGAUCAAGCCCUCCAAGGACUUCCAGUAUUCCAGUGAGGCCAACAUACACAAGCUACACAUCGCUGAGAUAUUCCCAGAAGACGCAGGUGUAUACACAUGUGAGGCGUUCAACGACGCGGGAGAGUCGUUCUCGUCGUGCUCGCUGGUGGUGCGUGUGUCGGGAGAGCAGACAGCCACUCCGCAGUACACCACCUUCCCCACAUCCACCACCGUCGGUACAGGAGAACCAGCACUCUUCACUGCGCAGUUGGAGCAGCCACCACUCCAACUGCAAUGGCUGAAGGACGGUAAACCUAUCGACGAGAGUUCACCGCGUUACAACUUCACAAUGGAGGGCGCCACAUACCGCCUUGAAAUUACAAAAUGCAAUUCCGACGACAGCGGACAAUAUCAAGCACGAGCAGUCGGCAACAAGGGAGACUCACUCGCCGCUUUCUAUCUCAAUGUCGUCGAUAACUAAGACAAGGACUGACUGGACCCAAAUUACACCCUUGUGGUACACCAAGACUUUAUACAAAUCUACAGCUAAAUUAAUCACUAAUAUCAAUACUGGAAUACGAUUUUU
Messenger RNA from Papilio machaon (common yellow swallowtail), 29994 nucleotides. RefSeq names its product twitchin (gene bent). The record is from RefSeq and is a predicted model, not a curated record. NCBI's taxonomy places the organism in Eukaryota, Metazoa, Arthropoda, Insecta, Lepidoptera, Papilionidae. The coding region runs from base 274 to 29889 and encodes 9871 amino acids. Gene Ontology annotation, biological process: protein phosphorylation. Gene Ontology annotation, molecular function: protein binding; ATP binding; protein kinase activity. The transcript is spliced from 157 exons.